Molecule: messenger RNA, 3805 nt
Organism: Vigna unguiculata (cowpea)
Lineage: Eukaryota; Viridiplantae; Streptophyta; Magnoliopsida; Fabales; Fabaceae
Product: calcium-transporting ATPase 9, plasma membrane-type-like
Biological process (GO): calcium ion transmembrane transport
Cellular component (GO): plasma membrane; intracellular membrane-bounded organelle
Molecular function (GO): ATP hydrolysis activity; calmodulin binding; P-type calcium transporter activity
Source: RefSeq, a predicted model, not a curated record
UACAUACACUCAUUCAUUCUCUUCUCUUCCACAAAUGGAUACUUGCUCUCAUCAGGAAGUAGUAUGAUCGAAACUGGGAAGAUGUUUAAUCUUCUCUUCUGUUCCACAAUUUUAUUUAAUUAAUGGUUUUGAGAGUAACAUGAUGCGAGAACGGAGAGCGUAAUUUAUAGAUUAAAUUGUAUUGAUGAUUCUAUAUUUAGAAGAAAUUGGAGAGGUAAUGUACGGAUGUGAAUGAUCAUGGAGAUGAUGCAAUGCUAGCAAUAGUAUUGGCCAACAAUAGGAAUUGGGAAACAGGGGGAGAGAGAGAAUCAUUGGAAUGGGUUGGAAUCAGAGAAGGGGAAGGAAGGACGGUACCACGCACAGCAAGCCUGCAUUCGUCGUUCCAGAGGGAAUUGGAUUCAAUUGAACAGUGAUUGUGAAGGCAAAGGUAAGAUAGAGAGAGACGAGUAGAAGGAGCAACACGAUGAGCUCCACCUCGCGUGGUUCAACCUCUUCCUCCAAUGGCCAUCAUGCCGUCACUGUCGCUGUCGCCGUCAACAACGACGACGAUGACGACUUGGUCGCUGAUCCCGACGAUCCUUUUGAUAUUACGAGUACAAAAAAUGCACCUACCGAGUCCCUCAAGCGUUGGAGAGAAGCAUCCUUCGUGCUCAAUGCGUCCAGGCGCUUUAGAUACACUCUUGACUUGAAAAAGGAAGACGAGAAAAAGGAAAAGAAACACAUGAUUAGAUCCCACGCUCAAGUCAUCAGAGCAGCUUUGCUUUUCAGGUUGGCUGGUGAACGGGAACUAGCAGCGCCGGCCCCAACUUCAGUUGGUGAGUACACAAUUGGGCUCGAAGAACUUGUUUCAAUGGCUAAGAAUCAGAAUAUUUCUGCUUUACAACAAUAUGGAGGGGUUAAAGGCUUAUCAAAUUUACUCAAAUCAAUUCCCGAUAGAGGGAUUAGUGGAGAUGAGGUUGAUAUAUUAAAGAGGAAGAAUGCAUUUGGAACCAAUACAUAUCCUCGGAAAAAGGGAAAAAGUUUCUGGGUGGGUUUUCUAUGGGAAUCUUGGCAAGAUGUUACCCUUAUAAUAUUGAUUAUAGCAGCUGUGGUGUCAUUGGUACUUGGAAUAAAAACAGAGGGCCUGGAAGAAGGGUGGUACGACGGAGGAAGCAUUGCUUUAGCUGUUUUUCUUGUCAUCAUAGUUACAGCUGUAAGUGAUUAUCGGCAAUCUCUGCAGUUUCAGAACUUGAAUGCAGAAAAAGAGAACAUAAAAUUAGAGGUCAUUAGAGGUGGCAGAACAAUACAAAUAUCGAUAUUUGAUGUUGUUGUUGGUGAUCUAGUGCCUCUUAAAAUAGGAGAUCAGGUUCCCGCCGAUGGAGUUGUUAUCACUGGUCACUCUCUUGCCAUUGAUGAAUCCAGUAUGACUGGUGAAAGCAAGAUUAUUCACAAGGAUCAUAAAGCACCUUUUUUGAUGUCUGGUUGCAAAGUAGUAGAUGGAAUUGGCGCUAUGCUGGUAACUGGUGUUGGUAUAAAUACCGAGUGGGGACUGUUGAUGGCAACUAUCUCAGAGGAUACUGGAGAAGAGACUCCAUUACAGGUUCGUUUGAAUGGAGUGGCUACUUUUAUUGGCAUAGUGGGGCUUACUGUAGCUGUUUGUGUCCUUGCUGUCCUCGUAGGAAGAUACUUCUCUGGCUACACGAAAGAUUUAGAUGGAAAAGUACAAUUUGUUGCUGGAGAGACCAGUACUAGUGAAAUAAUAGACGGAGUCAUCAAAAUUUUUACCAUUGCAGUAACAAUUGUGGUGGUUGCAGUGCCCGAAGGUCUACCUUUAGCAGUUAUGUUAACUUUGGCAUAUUCGAUGCGGAAAAUGAUGGCAGACAAAGCUUUGGUGCGAAGGUUGUCAGCGUGCGAAACUAUGGGAUCUGCUACAACAAUUUGCAGUGAUAAGACUGGAACGCUGACCUUAAAUGAGAUGACUGUAGUAGAGGCAUAUGUUGGGAGGAAGAAACUAAAUCAACCAGAUGACUUGACAAAAGUGAAUCCGGAAGUUCUCUCUCUGAUAAAUGAGGGUAUUGCACAAAAUACGACUGGCAAUGUUUUUGUGCCUAAGGAUGGUGGAGAGAUGGAGGUGUCAGGAUCUCCUACAGAGAAGGCAAUUCUUUCUUGGGCAGUGAAGUUGGGGAUGAAUUUUGAUUUUAUUAGAUCAAAUUCAACAAUUCUCCAUGUCUUCCCCUUCAACUCUGCGAAAAAGAGAGGUGGUGUUGCUGUGAAACUGCCGGACAAUGUAGUACAUGUACAUUGGAAAGGAGCUGCGGAGAUAGUUCUAGGAACAUGUACUCAAUAUCUUGAUUCUGAUGGUCACUUGAAAUCUAUUGAAGAAGAGAAGAUAUUCUUCAAGAAUGGUAUCGAAGACAUGGCUGCACAGAGCUUGCGUUGUGUUGCCAUUGCAUAUAGAUCGUAUGAUAUCGAAAAAGUUCCAUCUAAUGAGGAGGAAUUAAACCAGUGGUCCUUACCAGAACACGAGUUGGUCUUGCUUGCUAUCGUUGGAAUAAAGGAUCCUUGUCGCCCUGGAGUCAAGGAAGCUGUGAAAGUAUGCACUGAAGCUGGCGUUAAGGUACGCAUGGUUACCGGUGACAAUCUUCAAACAGCAAAAGCAAUAGCUUUGGAGUGUGGAAUACUGACGUCUACUGAAGAGGCUGUUGAGCCAAAUAUAAUUGAAGGGAAGUCAUUCCGUGAACUAUCUGAAAUCGAAAGGGAACAAGUUGCAAAAAAAAUAACAGUUAUGGGGAGGUCUUCUCCUAAUGACAAGUUGAUGCUUGUGCAAGCACUACGUAAAGGUGGUGAAGUUGUUGCUGUCACAGGAGAUGGCACCAAUGAUGCUCCUGCACUUCAUGAGGCAGAUAUCGGCCUUUCUAUGGGCAUCCAAGGAACAGAAGUUGCAAAAGAAAGUUCAGAUAUUAUUAUCUUGGAUGAUAACUUUGCAUCAGUAGUAAAGGUUGUUCGUUGGGGUCGUUCUGUAUAUGCAAAUAUCCAGAAAUUUAUUCAGUUCCAGCUCACUGUUAAUGUUGCGGCUCUUGUAAUAAAUGUUGUUGCAUCAAUAUCUUCUGGUGAUGUUCCCUUAAAUGCUGUACAGCUUUUGUGGGUCAACCUUAUCAUGGACACACUUGGAGCUCUUGCGCUGGCUACGGAACCUCCAACAGACAGCCUUAUGCACAGAUCACCAGUUGGCCGAAGGGAACCUCUUAUAACAAAUAUCAUGUGGAGGAACUUGCUCGUGCAGGCCCUCUAUCAAGUCAUUGUUCUUCUGAUUCUUAACUUCUGUGGUGAAAGUAUUCUACGUAAUGAGGAUUCCACAGUCCAUACCAUACAAGUGAAGAAUACUUUAAUUUUCAACGCAUUCGUCUUUAGCCAAAUAUUCAACGAGUUCAAUGCUCGAAAACCAGAAGAGAUGAAUGUGUUCCAGGGAGUGACUAAGAACCGUCUUUUCAUGGGAAUUGUUGGAAUGACAUUUGUGCUUCAGAUAAUCAUCAUCGAGUUCCUUGGAAAAUUCACAACCACGGUGAGGCUUAGCUGGAAGUUGUGGCUUGCCUCUCUUUGUAUUGGGUUUUUAAGCUGGCCUCUUGCCGUUGUUGGAAAGUUGAUCCCAGUUCCCAGAACACCACUGUCCCGAUAUUUCUCCAAGUCACUCAGAAAAUUAAAAAAGUCCAAGUCCCAUGCACAACGAUAGGAUCACUUCCACUUCAUAACUCACAUCUAACAAUAUUACUUCUUCAUCUAGAAUGUGUAAGGACCAUGAUUUUGUCAUAAAUAUAUAAAUCCUAAU